UACCGCUUUUGGUGUCGAAGCGGCGACUUUGAUCGCAUCAAAGAGGGCGAAAGAGGCGAAGAGAGAGAGAGAGAGAGAGAGAAAGGGGGAGGAAAGAAUGGGGGUUAAGGUGUACGGGAUGCCGAUGUCGACCAACACGGUCAGGGUGUUGGCGGCGCUGAACGAGAAGGGCGUGGAGUUUGAGCUCGUCAUAGUCGAUCUCCGCACCGGUGCUCACAAGAAGCCCGACUUCCUCGCCCUAAACCCGUUCGGUCAGAUCCCUGCGCUGGAGGACGGAGAUGUUGUCCUUUUUGAGUCGCGCGCGAUUAACCGCUACAUCGCCACCAAGUACGCGGAGGCGGGGCCGGACCUGCUGCUCUCCAGCGGCACCCCGGCGGAGCGGGCGGUGGUGGAUCUGUGGCUGGAGGUGGAGUCGCAGCAGUUCGGGCCGCCCAUCGCGGCGCUGGUGUACGAGGCCCUGAUCAAGCCGAUGCUGGGCGGCGCCACCGACGUGACCGUGGUGGAGGCGCAGGCCACGAAGCUGGAGAAGGUGCUGGACGUGUACGAGGCCCGGCUGGCCCAGAGCAAAUACCUGGCCGGUGCUGAGUUCACCCUGGUGGACCUGAACCACAUCCCAUACACCAACUACCUCAUGAAAACCCCCAAGGCGAGCCUCGUCACCUCCCGCCCCCACCUGCUCGCCUGGUGGCAGGACAUCUCCUCCCGCCCCGCCUGGCAGAAGACCGCCGCCGCUAUCCCCUUCUGAUUCUUCCCCCAUCUAUCUAUUUCAUAUAUUAUGAUGAUGGCACAUCAGGGGGAGAAAGUAGUAUCUCCCCCUGUUGCUCUCUCUGCCAUCCGUGGUUGCAAUUCCUGUUCGGUGUCGUGCAAUUUCUGUUCGUGCUCGAGGACAGAAAUAAAUAAUGUGUCAGCAAUGUAGACAGUUGACAUCUGAAGUAAUGUUGUUGUUUAUGUUA
Musa acuminata AAA Group (dessert banana) is the source of this 953-nucleotide messenger RNA. Its product is annotated as glutathione S-transferase 3. Gene Ontology annotation, biological process: glutathione metabolic process. Bases 98 to 745 code for a protein of 215 amino acids. Gene Ontology annotation, cellular component: cytoplasm. Gene Ontology annotation, molecular function: glutathione transferase activity; glutathione binding. The record is from RefSeq and is a predicted model, not a curated record. Lineage: Eukaryota; Viridiplantae; Streptophyta; Magnoliopsida; Zingiberales; Musaceae. The transcript is spliced from 3 exons.